This is a messenger RNA of Trametes versicolor FP-101664 SS1, 1497 nucleotides long. RefSeq lists its product as uncharacterized. Bases 1 to 1497 code for a protein of 498 amino acids. Gene Ontology annotation, cellular component: RNA polymerase III complex. NCBI's taxonomy places the organism in Eukaryota, Fungi, Basidiomycota, Agaricomycetes, Polyporales, Polyporaceae. The record is from RefSeq and is a predicted model, not a curated record. Gene Ontology annotation, biological process: transcription by RNA polymerase III. The transcript is spliced from 8 exons.
AUGAGUGGAAGGAAGCUCAACCCGCUUGAGCAGAAGCUGCACCAAGCUGCACUCGCCGACUCAAAAAAGACACUCACGCAGAAAGAAUGCGAGGUUCUCAUCCCGGACGCGGGGGCGCGAACCGGCGCGCUCAACUUUCUGCUCGGCACAGGACUGUUGAAGGCGUUGAAGAACGCGAAGGGCGCGGUGUCCUUCCGCGCGGUCAUGAAGAAGGAACUUGACGUCAAGAAGGAUAUGAGCGGAGAGGAGUCCAUGAUUCUGAGCUACAUACAAGCUGCAGCAACCGAAGGCAUCUGGACGAAGCACCUCAAAGCCAAGACAGAACUUCACCAAACUGUGAUCGAUCGCUGCCUGAAGUCCCUCACACAGAAAGCACUCAUCAAGGCUGUGAAGUCCGUCAAGUUCCCAACCCGUAAAAUCUACAUGCUCGCACAUCUAGAACCCUCCGUAGAGAUGACCGGAGGCCCGUGGUAUACGGAUAACGAGCUGGACACAGAGUUCAUCAAGCUGCUUUGCAGCGCAUGCCUACGGUUCAUCCGGGACAAAAGCGCGCCGAAACAAAAAGGCGGAGACUCGGAAUCUUCAAAUCUCCUCUAUCCCAUCUCCGCCUCACCAUCGUACCCCACCGCACAGCAGCUCCUAGCAUUUCUCAGCAAGAGUCGGAUCACGGAGACGCAGCUGAGCGUAGAGCACGUCGAGAUGUUACUCAAUGUGCUUGUCCUUGACGGUGAUGUUGAACGCGUCCCGGCCUUCGGCGCGGCGAUGUGGGACACGUCUGAGGACCGCACAGGAGACGCAAGCGACGACGACCGCGAGCGCUCGCGGCGGCGCAAACGCAAGUCGCGCGACGAGGAUGACUCGCCAAAGCGCAAACGCAAGCGCAGCAAACGGAGCCGCUCAUCCUCCGGCUCGGACUCGGACUCUGACUCGGAGAGCGAAGACGAGAGGGAGAAGCGGAAGCGGCGCAAGAAGCGCAAAAGCCGGGACGACAGCAGUGCGAGCGAGAGCGAGGACGAGAAAGAGCGGCGUAAGCGGAAGAAGAAGCGCUCGCGGGAGACUAGCGCGAACGACGGCGAGGACGUGCAGAUGAGCGACGAGGAGGGCAAGCGCAGGAGCAAGAGCCGCAGUAAGAGCAAGAAGCGGCGCAAACACGACUCCGACUCCUCCGACUCUGAGUCCGACUCGGGCUCGGACUCACGUUCACGCUCCUCCAAGUCGAAGUCGUCCCGGUCGAAAGCGAAGUCCAAGUCCAAGCGUGAGCGCUCGUUGUCCCCCGCCCCUGGGUUUUCGCAAGAGCUUGGCGGGGAUGAGUUUGGUGGGGGUGGCGCGUAUGUGUACCGCGCGGUGCGGCAGGAGCGCAUCGCGGGCGGUUUGUCGCAGACACCUUGUGUGCGAUGUCCGGCGGCCGACUUUUGCAAGCCGGGUGGGCCGGUGAACCCCCAGGAAUGCACGUACUACGAUACCUGGCUCAUCGCAGCGGACGUAGCCAAGGGUUGA